Messenger RNA from Erinaceus europaeus (western European hedgehog), 909 nucleotides. It is a transcript of the gene ABO, whose product is annotated as ABO, alpha 1-3-N-acetylgalactosaminyltransferase and alpha 1-3-galactosyltransferase. Bases 1 to 714 code for a protein of 237 amino acids. Gene Ontology annotation, cellular component: membrane; vesicle; Golgi apparatus. Gene Ontology annotation, biological process: carbohydrate metabolic process. The transcript has 3 exons. Gene Ontology annotation, molecular function: glycoprotein-fucosylgalactoside alpha-N-acetylgalactosaminyltransferase activity. The record is from RefSeq and is a predicted model, not a curated record. Lineage: Eukaryota; Metazoa; Chordata; Mammalia; Eulipotyphla; Erinaceidae.
AUGCCCUGGUUUGCUCCUAUUGUCUGGGAUGGGACCUUUGACAUCACCAUCCUGGAUGAGCAAUUCAGAAACACCACCAUUGGACUGACAGUGUUUGCCGUCAAGAAGUACGUGGUAUUCCUGCAGGUGUUCCUGGAGACUGCUGAGCAGUACUUCAUGGUGGGACACAGGGUCAUCUAUUAUGUCUUCACCGAUCGGCCGGUCGACGUGCCCACAGUGGCCCUUCGGCCAGGCUGGCAGAUAGUGGUCCUCCAGGCCCAGAGCUACCCACGCUGGCAGGACGUGUCCAUGGGGCGCAUGGAGAUGAUCAGCGAGCUCUGCAAGGGGCGCCUCCUGGGGGAGGUGCAGUACCUGGUGUGCCUGGAUGUGGACAUGAAGUUCAGGGACUAUGUGGGUGUGGAGAUCCUGUCCCCUCUCUUCGGCACCCUCCACCGUGGCUUCUACACUGCCAAGCGCCAGUCCUUCACCUACAAGCGCCGCCCACAGUCCCAGGCCUUCAUCCCCGAGGAUGAAGGUGACUUCUACUAUACAGGAGGCAUCUUUGGGGGGUUGGUGCCAGAGGUCCGCCAGCUCACCGCCAACUGUCACCAGGCCAUGCUGGCAGACCGGGACCAGGACAUCGAGGCUGUGUGGCACGAUGAGAGCUACCUCAACAAGUACUUGCUGUAUCACAAGCCCACCAAGGUGUUGUUCCCCCGAGUACCUCUGGGAUGAGAGGAUGUGGUAGAGACCGCCCUUCCUCAGGAAGCUGCGUUUUGUGGCUGUGCCCAAGAACCGUACAGCCAUCCGCACCCUGUGACACCGCCUGGACUACAACCCGCUGGUCCCACUGCCUUUGCUUUGCUUUCUUGAAGAGACGGAGGUCAGGCGGUGGAUGGCACACCUAGUAGAGCACACAUGUUACCAUGC